AUGCCCAGCCCAGUGCCGCGAGGCCGCCGGCCGCCCACUCCCCCCGGCGCUCGGGACCAGUCCCCACUCUCUGGCGAUCCCCCUGCGCCCCAGCGCCGCCCGGCCGGCCCAGGCACACCCCGCGGUCCCGGGCGCCUCGAGUCGUCCUUCUCCGUCGAGGCCAUCCUGGCCAGGCCCGCCCGCCGCGCGCCCACCGCCUCCCCGCCGGCCGUUCCGCCCUGCGCCGCCGCGACGCUCGGCACCGCUCCCUCCCGGGUUCCCGCGACGUGGCUGCCCACCUACCUGGGCGUGGGUCUCCACCAGCUGUGCCCCCAACUGCCGGGGCCGGGGCUCCGCGUGCCUCACUUCUGCUGCCUGCAGGGCCUGGGCGUCACAGGCUCUUUAGGCUUAGAGCUGACUCACUGCUCAGGCCUCUGGGGUACCCCAGACUGGGCUCCAACAGAGGAACUCCAGGACACUGAGAGACCCCAAAAGAGGGUUCGGACUAUGUUUAACUUGAAGCAGCUGGAAGAGUUGGAGAAUGUGUUUACAAAGCAGCACAAUCUUGUGGGGAAGAAGAGAGCUCAGCUGGCAGCCCAGCUCAACCUUACGGAGAACCAGGUGAGGGUCUGGUUCCAAAACCGCAGGGUCAAGUAUCAGAAGCAGCAAAGGCUGAAGCUGCCCGUUGUGCCUUCCAUGGCUGCCUCCCAAGACGAACCCUCCAGCAGCUCUGACAACAGCAACCAGAGAGAAGACCCUGAGUCAGGAAUGGACAGCUGAGGACUGGGACAGAAGCUCAACCUGGGCUGUCUGGGCUAGUUUUUCUUGGGGGCACUCACUGGAACUACUGAGCCUUUUUUCUUCAUCUGUACAAUGGGUACAUUGACAACUUCAUCCUCCCAGCACUGACAGGAUGUCUGUAAAGUUGUUACAGGGUGCCAGGCCCAAGCAAGUGUUGGGGGCAAUGUGUGGUGUUUACACCAGCACUGACCUCUCCACAGACUAAUCUUUUCCCGGUCUGGCUGUGGAGAAGGGACCUCCUUGAAUCAGUGUCUGGGCCUUAGAAGUCUCUUCCCCACCAGAGAUAGUGGAGUUGAGAGCAAAGAGUUUCCCAAAGUUUUCUUGUUUUUGUCUGAACUGUCACCAUUUUCAGGAGCUCAGCCCCAGCUCCCUGCUUAGGACCAGACAUGCUACCCUGACCACCAUCUUUUUCCCUCUAGCUACCCAUCUUGCCCCCUCUCCAUCAUUACAUAAAAUAGAGCAAUUUGGCUCUGCCUUUGCCAAGGCAGGCAUUUUGUCACAAACUCUGCUGUAUUUCCCUGAGAUGGUUAUAAUUUCUCCCCUUUCAAGACCCUAAC
Molecule: messenger RNA, 1337 nt
Organism: Lontra canadensis (Northern American river otter)
Lineage: Eukaryota; Metazoa; Chordata; Mammalia; Carnivora; Mustelidae
Gene: NOTO
Product: notochord homeobox
Exons: 4
Coding region: 1-759 (252 amino acids)
Biological process (GO): neuron differentiation; central nervous system development
Molecular function (GO): DNA binding
Source: RefSeq, a predicted model, not a curated record